UUCAUCAUCUGUUUUAACAAAUUUCACAAUGCAUCUACAACAGCCUACAAUGCAGUGUGAACGUACGUCAUUUCGUCCAUUGAUGGAUAUCGCUUCGAGCCGGGCGAUGCAAACAGAGUUAAGUGUAUUUUUAUAAAUAAGGUUCAUUACAUUGUAAGGCUUUGCAUGGUGGUGCCGUGGUGACUGAGUCGAUCGAGUCGAUGAAAGCAUAUAAGCUUUGCCGGGCCAGCGUCAUUUGUGUCUGGACAAGCGGGUUGAACAGAUCAAGAAUAAGGCUAGACAGGCAUUGUAAGACAGGGCAGAAUUAUUGGAAAUGGCCAGUCCAGAUGAGCCGGCUAAGGUGCUGGUAAUCUACACAGGUGGAACGAUCGGUAUGACCCGCAACGAAAGGAACGCUUUGGUGCCCAUUGCCAACGAAUUCGAACGGCAAGUUCGUAGAUAUCCCGGCAUGCACGACCCUGACUACGCUGGCCAGUUUAACGAUCCGACGAUACUAGCUCUCCCUUUCGUAGAGGGUGAACGUAGACGGAUCGUCUACCAAAUUCGCGAGUACAGUCCCUUGCUCGAUUCGUCCAACAUGGGCGUACACGAAUGGUUAAAAAUUGCCGAAGAUAUCGAAGAGUCUUACGAGGAGUUCGACAGCUUCGUAAUUCUGCACGGCACAGACACGCUCUGCUUCACGGCAUCGGCCCUCUCCUUUAUGCUGGAGAAUCUGAGAAAAACCGUAAUCGUCACUGGAGCCCAGAUUCCGAUUUUCGAGACCAGAACCGAUGGGAAGGACAACUUUAUAGCGGCCUUGAUCCUCGCGGGAAGGAACUCCAUACCGGAGGUAUGCGUUGUCUUCAACAAUCAGCUGUUCAGAGGCAACCGAACGGUGAAGGAGAGCAACAAUACGUUGAACCCAUUCCGCUCUCCGAACGCUCCGCCUCUAGCGAGGUUGGGAGUCGACAUAGUGGUCGACGAAGGGCUGAUUCUACGCCAUGAAGGCGAAGACACUCUCAAAGUUUUCCGUGGAUUGAACACGAAUGUCGACUUGAUCUACAUGCAUCCUUUCAUUUCAACGGAGACGGUCGUCAACAUACUCAGAUCCAAAGAAGGAGCUGUUCUGUUGACGUACGGAGCCGGAAAUAUCCCUACCAAUAGGCCAGACCUGAUGGCGGCACUGCAGGAGGCCGCACAGGACAAGUUGAUCGUCAAUUGCACCCAAUGCUACGAGGGACAUGUGAGCGAAAUUUACGAGGCCGGUCAAAAGCUGGAGCAAAGCGGAGUUGUUUCCGGAAUGGAUAUGACACUGGAAGCUGCGUUGGUGAAGCUGUCCUAUGUGCUUGGCAAAGGCGAAUGGAGUUAUGAUGAGAAGAAACGGAAAAUGAAAAGUAGCCUUCGAGGUGAACUAACUGCGAGCGGAGACAGAACGUGAAGUGGCUACGGUUACCAACGUAAUACAACAGCCUUUGGUUUAGUAGGAUUAAAACGGAAGCAUUAUGCCUAAUAAGGGUACCGAUACCCUACUUACUUACAUAUCAUAAUCGUGGAAAAGUUCUCAAAAGAACUAUGUGAGAGUUCCGAAGAGUGUAUGGGAAAUGUUGCAAUCGGUCAACCCUCAUAUCGAGACAACCGUUAUGUAAUAGACACACCAUGAGUGUGUGUUGUC
This is a messenger RNA of Aedes albopictus (Asian tiger mosquito), 1651 nucleotides long. Its product is annotated as L-asparaginase-like. The transcript is spliced from 3 exons. Gene Ontology annotation, molecular function: asparaginase activity. Gene Ontology annotation, biological process: amino acid metabolic process. NCBI's taxonomy places the organism in Eukaryota, Metazoa, Arthropoda, Insecta, Diptera, Culicidae. The record is from RefSeq and is a predicted model, not a curated record. Bases 314 to 1417 code for a protein of 367 amino acids.